AUGUAUGGAUUGGGUACAGACACAGUAUCAAAACUGACCCACCCUCCAUGAAUGUGAUAUUUGUGUAUAUAACUAAUAAUAUAUUUGCUGUUACUAUUGUCCAUGGUGGUCCCUUCUAACUGGUAACUACUUAAGAGUCUUAGACUACUAUGCCUUUCAACUUUCAAAAGGGAAGUGAAGCCUGUGAAGGGACUCAGAUACAUGAGACAGGGAGUUGCCUCCUAACUUCUAAUUGCUACACUUCCUCUUCAUAUACAUACCCAUUUCCAUGCUUUUCUUAUUCUUCAACUAGUUUGGACUUGGAGGAGGUCGCGGGAUCUUACUUAACUCAGCUUUCUUUUAUAUCGCUUUCCUCAGCCCAACAAGGUGAAAAUGUCCUCUUCAAGGCCAAGCCAAUCAUCUAACAAUUCAGGGAGGUCAAGACAUAGUGCUAGGAUUAUUGCUCAGACCACUGUAGAUGCAAAGCUUCAUGCAGACUUUGAAUCAUCGGGUAGUUCCUUUGACUACUCGAGUUCAGUGCGAGUUACCAACUCAGUUGGUGAACAGCAACCUAGGUCUGAUAAAGUAACUGCAGCUUAUCUUCAUCACAUACAGAAAGGCAAGCUGAUCCAGCCAUUUGGGUGCUUGCUAGCCUUAGAUGAGAAAACUUUCAAAGUCAUUGCAUACAGUGAAAAUGCCCCUGAAAUGUUGACAAUGGUUAGUCAUGCAGUCCCAAGCGUUGGAGACCACCCAGUUCUUGGAGUUGGAACUGACAUAAGGACAAUCUUUACCGCCCCCAGCGCCUCUGCAUUGCAGAAGGCCCUAGGAUUUGGAGAGGUUUCUCUUUUGAAUCCCAUUUUGGUCCACUGUAAGACCUCUGGGAAGCCCUUUUAUGCGAUUGUCCAUCGAGUAACAGGUAGCUUGAUCAUUGACUUUGAACCCGUGAAGCCUUAUGAAGUUCCCAUGACUGCUGCUGGGGCCCUGCAGUCAUACAAACUUGCAGCCAAAGCAAUUACCCGCUUGCAGUCUUUAGCUAGUGGGAGUAUGGAGAGGCUCUGUGAUACUAUGGUUCAGGAGGUGUUUGAACUCACAGGUUAUGAUAGGGUGAUGGCUUAUAAAUUUCAUGAUGACGACCAUGGUGAAGUGGUCUCUGAGAUCACAAAGCCUGUUCUGGAGCCAUAUUUAGGUUUGCACUAUCCAGCCACUGAUAUUCCUCAGGCUGCACGCUUUCUGUUUAUGAAGAAUAAGGUCCGUAUGAUUGUUGAUUGUCGUGCUAAACAUGUCAAGGUGCUUCAAGAUGAGAAACUUCCUUUUGAUCUAACCUUGUGUGGUUCAACCUUAAGAGCUCCUCACAUUUGCCAUUUACAAUAUAUGGAAAACAUGAAUUCUAUUGCAUCUCUAGUAAUGGCAGUUGUAGUGAAUGAGGAGGAGGAAGAGGGUGACAGCCCUACUUCUGUACAACCACAGAAAAGAAAGAGACUUUGGGGUUUAGUAGUCUGCCAUAACUCGACUCCAAGGUUUGUUCCAUUCCCUCUUAGGUAUGCCUGUGAGUUUCUGGCUCAGGUAUUUGCCAUACAUGUCAAUAAGGAGCUGGAGUUGGAGAAUCAAAUCGUUGAAAAGAACAUCCUGCGUACUCAGACUCUCUUGUGUGAUAUGCUUAUGCGGGAUGCUCCCUUGGGCAUUGUGACACAGACCCCAAAUAUUAUGGAUCUUGUCAAAAGUGAUGGGGCUGCCCUGUUAUACAAGAACAAGAUAUGGAGAUUGGGAGUGACUCCAAGUGACUUCCAGAUACAUGAUAUAGCAUCUUGGCUCUCUGAAUACCAUAUGGAUUCCACAGGUUUGAGUACAGAUAGCUUAUAUGAUGCGGGUUUCCCAGGGGCCCUGGCUCUUGGAGAUGUAGUCUGUGGAAUGGCAGCUGUAAGGAUAUCUUCCAAGGACAUCAUUUUCUGGUUCCGGUCACACACUGCUUCAGAGAUUCGUUGGGGUGGUGCAAAGCAUGAACCGGAUGAGAAGGAUGAUGGUAGGAGGAUGCAUCCAAGAUCAUCGUUCAAGGCUUUCCUUGAAGUUGUCAAAACAAGGAGCUUACCUUGGAAAGACUACGAAAUGGAUGCAAUCCAUUCUUUGCAGCUUAUAUUAAGAAAUGCGUUCAAAGAUGUUGAAGCUGUGGAUAUAGACAGCAAAUCAAUCCACUCAAAGCUCAGUGACCUCAAAAUAGAAGGGAUGAAAGAACUUGAAGCAGUCACAAGUGAAAUGGUCCGUCUCAUUGAAACAGCUACAGUGCCAAUUUUGGCAGUUGAUGGUGAUGGACUGGUUAAUGGAUGGAAUACAAAAAUCGCUGAGUUAACAGGUCUUCCCGUUGAAAAAGCAAUAGGAAAGCAUUUGCUCACACUUGUGGAAGAUUCUUCAAUUGACACAGUCAAAAGGAUGCUAUUCUUGGCAUUGCAGGGUCAAGAGGAGCAGGGCAUUGAAUUUGAGAUCAAAACAUAUGGAUCUAAGACUGACACCAGCCCCCCCAUCAGUUUAGUUGUGAAUGCUUGUGCAAGCAGGGACCUCCAUGAAAAUGUUGUUGGUGUUUGUUUUGUGGCACAAGAUAUCACUGGUCAGAAAAAUGUGAUGGACAAAUUCACCAAGAUUGAAGGUGAUUACAAAGCAAUCGUACAAAACCCAAACCCAUUGAUACCCCCCAUAUUUGGUACAGAUGAAUUUGGAUGGUGCUCUGAGUGGAAUCCAGCGAUGGAAAAGUUAACUGGGUGGAAAAGAGAGGAAGUGGUAGACAAAUUACUUUUGGCGGAAGUUUUUGGGACCAACGUGGCAUUAUGUCGGCUCAAGAAUCAAGAGGCUUUUGUUAAUCUUGGCAUUGUACUAAACAAUGCCAUGACUGGUCAGGAUCCUGAGAAGGUUCCUUUUGGUUUCUUUGGUCGGAAUGGAAAGUAUGUGGAAUGCUUAUUGUGUGUGAGUAAGAAAUUGGACAGAGAUGGAGCUGUCACCGGUGUCUUCUGCUUCUUGCAGCUUGCCAGUCAAGAGCUACAACAAGCACUUCAUGUCCAGCGAUUGUCAGAACAAACUGCCAUGAAGAGAUUGAAAGCAUUAGCUUAUAUUAAAAGGCAGAUACGGAAUCCUCUUUCUGGGAUCAUAUUUUCUCGGAAAAUGCUGGAGGAAACUGAGCUAGGAGCAGAACAGAAACAACUUUUGCUUACUAGUUCGCAGUGCCAGCACCAGCUCAGUAAGGUUCUUGAUGACUCAGAUCUUGAUAGCAUCAUUGAUGGCUACUUGGAUCUGGAAAUGGUUGAGUUCACCCUGCAUGAAGUGUUGGUGGCCUCUAUCAGUCAAGUCAUGGUGAAGAGCACUGCAAAGGGCAUCCAAAUAGUCAAUGAAACAGCAGAAGGGUUCAUGAGUGAAACCUUAUAUGGAGAUAGUAUUAGGCUUCAACAGGUUUUAGCUGAUUUCUUGCUCAUAUCAGUUACUUUUACCUCAAAUGGAGGUCAUCUUACAGUUUCAGCUAAUUUAACCAAAGAUCAGUUAGGACAAUCUGUUCAUCUUGCACGUUUGGAGCUCAGGAUAACACAUACGGGUGGGGGGAUACCCGAAGCAUUGCUGAACCAAAUGUUUGGAACUAAUGGAGACAUAUCUGAGGAGGGCAUUAGCCUGCUUAUUAGCAGGAAGCUGGUAAAGCUUAUGAAUGGAGAUGUGCAGUAUCUGAGGGAAGAAGGGAAGUCAACUUUCAUCAUGUCUGUUGAACUUGCUGCAGCCCACAAGUCUCGGGUCUAAUCAAUUUUCGAGGAACUAAGUUCUAUAGCUUUUUGUGUACAGAUAAAAAAUGAUUUUGAAGUUCAAUCCUGAAUUUCCCCCUAGCUUGUUGUUUGAAUCUGUUCAAUUUUAUCUUUGGCCUGUUUGUGUUUGUUCCAAGUUGUAAAUAAUGCAGUUUCAUUUGUCUCUGUGAACAAAUUCACACUUGCUCGAUCAACUGUUAGAAUUUUUUCAUCUUUCUUGUGAUGAAUUGCUUCAAUUUUCUAAUCCAAAGUUGGUGUUUCAGUGAA
This is a messenger RNA of Pistacia vera, 4016 nucleotides long. Its product is annotated as phytochrome A. Gene Ontology annotation, biological process: regulation of DNA-templated transcription; red, far-red light phototransduction; protein-tetrapyrrole linkage. The coding region runs from base 373 to 3747 and encodes 1124 amino acids. Gene Ontology annotation, molecular function: photoreceptor activity; phosphorelay sensor kinase activity; protein homodimerization activity. Lineage: Eukaryota; Viridiplantae; Streptophyta; Magnoliopsida; Sapindales; Anacardiaceae. The record is from RefSeq and is a predicted model, not a curated record. The transcript is spliced from 5 exons. Gene Ontology annotation, cellular component: nucleus.